Pocillopora meandrina is the source of this 5732-nucleotide messenger RNA. The record is from the annotation of a GenBank genome assembly. NCBI's taxonomy places the organism in Eukaryota, Metazoa, Cnidaria, Anthozoa, Scleractinia, Pocilloporidae.
CCCGGCAUUAAUUGAUGUCACGUAUGCAUUUUCGCCCCAAGCUCCAUUAAAAUUCAUUUCACUGUUUUACCUUUUGCGCAUGCUAUCAAUGACAAACCGCUGACAAAUAAUGAAUUUCAUUCAUCUUCAUUCGAUCCAACAUGUCCUUCCGGCAUCAACCGUUCUUUCCUCCAUUUCCUGAUAGUUACUGAGUAUUUAUACGCACUUCCUUUGUAGCAAUGGGUCAACAGUAUAGUUUCGCGCUCAAAGUGUUGCACGAUUAUGCUGUUGUUUUGAAAGAUCUCGCGGUUCUCAACCACGAAAGUCUUGAAAGUAAGCGGCAGUGAAGGUCUAGAUUUUAUUUACACUUUUUAGUUUCGAUAGUUUAUGUUACUGAAUUUCGCAGGGUUUCAUAAUAACUCAAGCACACACUAAUUGUUCUUUCCUUUCUCUAGAUGCCGUAGUACAUCUAAAUAAGACGUAAGUACACUUACUAACGGGAAUAAUUUAAUCUAUACUCGUGCUUAAGUGUCAGUUUGCAAUGCGACGUUUAAUUAGAUUCGUGUGUUAUUGCAAUUUAGUUGUUCCGUUUUGUGCUAAUCAAGGCUAUCAUCAACAAAAUUAGCAAUUUUCGAUUAAUCGCUCUUUAAAAGUAAAGAAACUUCGACUUACAGCCCCAAGAUUCGUGUCUGUGUGUGUGUGUGUGUGUUUUUUUUUACUUUAGUUUCUUUGCGUUUGUCCAAGUCACGUUAGAGCUGUAUUACAAAAAUAAAUCAAAGGUCAAAAAUUCAUUUGAACUUGAUUUGUUGUUUUGUUCUGCGGCUCACGCUUAUCGCAGAUAAUUAUUCCAAUUGUGUGGCCCACUUCCUUUGUAUCAAUUAGAGUCAAGACAACUCUAAAUUUGGAUUGAUCCAUUCAAAGACAAAGCAAAGUUAGAAAUUCAGCUUAUCGUGCAUUGUACUCUAUUUCAACUUGCUAUUUCAAUAAAUCGCAAUUCUGUUGCAAAAAAUUGUAUGUUAUUGUAACAGCUAAAGUUCUGAAACACAAACAAGUGAAACUUGAUUUGUAACAACAUUUUAGUUACAAAAAUUACAUCUAUAUAAUAAGCUGAAUUAUGCAUUAUUUUUGAUUGGUUCUUACCUAAGAUCUAUUGGAGUAUAGAUGCAUAGGUGACAUUUCCGUUAACAAUUUUUUGAUUCUUUGUUAUUUAAAACAUUUAAUUUCCACUAGUGACUUAGACAGAAUUUCUCCUUACACCAUCAGUACAAUAUCAAGCAGACAAGUAAUGAGAAUAAGGAAGAUAUCAAUUAGGGGAUUAUUGGUUGAUCCAAUUCCAAAUUCUCCAAACUAACAGCACUUGAAUUGUAUGGCAGACAGUAAGGAGAAUUACUAAUGAAAUCUUGGGAGUUAAAGGGUUAAGAACAUCAGUGAUAUACUCAGCUAUGCCUUGUAUGCCUCUUUUUUGUUCUUAGGACAUUUUGACGUCAUCUGUGAUGUAUUACUGAACAGAUGCACAGCAACAUGGCAUCUAUUUGUUAAGUAGAGCUUGCCCAUGAUACUGCUGAAUAAUUCUGCAUACAAAGAAUGCAGGCAGGGAAACCUUUAUCAAGCAUAAGCCUUCACCUGUAUCUGCAUUAUGAAGGGUGUGUACCCAAUAUGGCGUGCACUUUAGAUAGGUCUCACAGUAAUUUAUUUUCUCUAAAUACAAAGCCGUCACUUGACGAUUAAUUGCAUAUUUGAUUUCUCUUCAGACUCAGAAAGUUUGCAGAGGGCAGAGGGCAUUACAUCAUGUUUGCAAUAAAGGAACCAUCAGAGGAAUAUUCUCCAUAUCUAUGGAAAGCCACAACAAGGAUAGUUUGUUAUAAGGUGAGUGGUGUCAGUGCUUUAUGUUUUGGUAAAACCCAACCUUUCACGCCAAGUUACUUGUAGUAAGUCAUUAGGGUCUGAAUCUAUGACCAUCUUGUCAUUAGUGUUACUAAUAAUUGACUUUUGGUGACUAGAACUUGAAUCAAAGUUGCCAUCUCAAUGUUCUUCUUGAAAACCAGUGCUCAAGUAGAAAAAACCCUUAUUUUUGUUUAAGGGGGAGGAGGGCCUCUUUAUGUUAUAAGCAUUUUUACACAUUUUUAUGACUUUGGAAUUUCUUAGGUUGGUUGUUAGCCAUAAAUCCAAAGAAUUCGACUCUUUGGAGAACACAUUGUUCCUCUCCAUAAAUAGGGCAAAAAAUUUGUUUUUGCCAAUUGGCUACAGAAUAGAAAAGUUAAUUUUAGUCUGCCCAAGGGGAAUGAUGGAACUUAACGUUCUUUUAGCAACCAAUAUUUCAGACUCAUAUUCUGUAGAGCUGGUGCAAAACAUUCUAAUUAGGUGUGACAGUUAUAGCCACUGUAUUUGGUUGGUAAGAUCACAGAAAGCUUGCCGCAAGUGAAAAAGUAUACCAAGGAGAAAGUAUCAUGGCAUCAACACUCUAUUAGAAUAUUUUGCACUAGCUCACAAGAACAUAGACCAAUAUCAUUACAGGCUACACAAGUCUAAAUAAAGAUUUGUUAUCAGAAAUUCAAGCUUACAUGCACAUGACUGAAAUCAAAUUCAUUUUAUCCAAUAUACAGAUUGAUUCUGCUAGCACAAAUGUUGACAGUGAGAGAAUUAUGGACCUUCGACAGUUUUGCAAGUUGUAUAGAGAUAUCACGAAGCAACUGCGGCACAUGCAUGGUGUAGAGGAUGAAGACUGGCAGAAAAUUGAUCCUAUUGGGGAAGAGGUAUGAUGAGCUUUGUCUGUAUAAAGCAAUCAACUAAAAAGUGUAUGCAUUCAGGAAUUUUAAAAAAUAGGGCGGAUAUCAGCUUUAGGGAGAGUUUAUGCCUGACUCUUGUUAAAGUAAAAUGGACAGCUUGCUUUCCUUUGACAAAAGUGAUCCCCUCUGUUUUGUUGCUCUGUCAAAAGUCAUGUUUUGUUGAUUUACAAAUUCAAGACAAAUUUCACUGCUAGGAGUCAAUUAUUAUGCAUGGGGUGUCUGCUUACAAGAGAGUGUAAGCAAAAGAAAAAUUCAAUUGUUGCUUUAAAGAGUGUGUGCAUCUGCUUAUGAGAUAUUGGCCGCUUACAGGAAUGUGUAAAUACAGAGUUUGACUCAGAGACAAGAUCGGGAAUGUAAAGAAGGGUCUAUAACCAGAACUGUCUGCUUACUAGAGUGUCCAUUAGCAAAGAGGUGACUGUAAUAGUUAUUUUUGAGUUUUUUUUAGCUAAUAUGAUUGUGCAAUCCAAAGCUAUACAUUUGGGCACAAAACUAUUUCACUGUAGUGAGCAACUAUAUUAAUCCUUUCAAUCCCAAGAUCUUAUUAAUGAUUCUCCUCACUGUCUGCCAUGUCAGUUCAGAGAAUUUGGUAUUUGAUCAAUUAAUAAUGCCCUGAUUGAUAUUGGUAUUAUCUGAAGAAAUUCUGUCUUGGUCUUUCAUAAAAGUAAAAGAGUAAAAAUUGUGGUAUCAAUUUUUAUUUAUGGCUUUUUAUUUAAAGUUCCCAUGUCUAUUACUACCUUGUAGGCAUAUGAAACAUGUUCAGUAAAAUUAGAGGAAAUCCAUGAAUCUCUUUGUGCAUCAGUGAUAUUUACAAGGUAUGAUUUAAGUCCAGAAAUUUUUAAAAUACAGGAAACUUAUAGUGCUAAUUCUAAGACCAGGAGAGUUUCAACAAUAGUGUAAGUUUAAGUUCAAAUAACUUUGGCAAGUCUUUUUUGUAAGGGGAGUGUACACAAUACAGUCAAGAAUCACAGAGCACACCAACAUCCCCUGAAGUGCAGUUUUCUUGAUUAGGUCUUCAAUAACUUUUUUCAUAACUGGCUGUAGAUGGUAGCAUAAAAUAUACAGACAGCUAUGAAAAUGGAAGUGGCUCUACAAAUCCAAAAAUGUUUUAUUAUAGCAGACAGCUUUAGAGGCCACAUGAGCAGUGAUGGUUGGCUGACGUGUCAACUGGCCAUUUUUUUGGUAAUCUGCACUUGAAAUGAUUCAAGAAUCUAUUUGUAAUGAAGCACAUUUCAUUUGACGUGUGGAUUGAAUUCAAAUAAAGCUGUGCACAGUGUAUGGUCCUAAGAAAAAUUGAGGCUCUGACAGGAUUUGAACUGUGCCUCCCAGAUAUUAGUUGGGUGCUACUACCAACUGAGCCUAAAGCUACAGGUUGGAGGAGCAGCAAAUUUUAGAGAGUUCUUCUGUUUGAGAUUUAGUAUAUUUGAAGCACAGGAAAAUUUAAUUUAUACAUCCCAAAGAACUCUAUGACAAAUUGUCUUCUCCUUGUGGUCUCUUUCAAUCUGUAGUAUUUUCAUACUGUAAGUAUGAUAAUUUUAAUUUAGUUAACUUUGCACAUCUUUUUUGUCCACAGAGUGGAUAAAGUAGCCUCAGAGGAUUCUAACAUGGAGGAGUGUUGUAUAUGCAUGGAUCAAAAAGCAGAAGUUAUCCUGUCCUGUGUCCAUUGCUUUUGCAAGACUUGUAUUGAGACAUGGUAAGACUUGAUAAUGCGAAAAAAAAUUCAGAUAAAAAUUGAUUUUAAGGUAGCUAUGAUUUUAUGAGGAGAGACAUGGUGGAUUCAGGGUAAGAGGUUCAGGAUAAAGACCCGUGGGUCAUUGUGCAUUUUUUCUUGGGCAGGAGACUGCAUUUCUACCUUUAAAAGGUGAUCAUAAUAUUUGUUAGAGGGGGCCCAUCAUGUAAAAGUCCAAGACAGAAUUUCUCCUUACAGUAUCGAUACAAUAUCAACCAGAUAAGAAUUGUAUGGUUGACAGUAAGGAGGAUUACAAAUUUGAUCUGGGAGUUAAAGGGUUAAGGUAACUCAGGUUUAGUGUGAAAACUGAUUUCAGAUUUGGAAGCUUUAAAAGAAAAUUAAGUACCAUUCCUUUUGUCUACAAUUUGAUGAUUAGAUAUCCCAAAAUGGAUAGACUGAGAAAAUUAUCUGAAAGAGGCAUAUAAAUGUAGGAAUAAAGAACCCUGGAUAAAAAUUUAAGCCUGGGCUAGUCAUGCUAAUCAAACGCUGGUCUCUAGAGGAUUGUCAGGGAAGAAUGACAAAAUGCUGGAAGGUUUCCCUUGCAACAGACCAGCAUCCAAUUCAGGAGGGGGCUAGCAAGGGGGGGGGGGGGGGGGAGGGAGGGGCUCACAAUUACUCUCAAUGACUUCAUGCUACAGAAACAAUACAAUAAAUUAUGGUCUGGCUAGAUAGGCCACUUGGCUUGGGUGGAGAGUUAAUUUUCAAGAUUUUACGCAAUCUAGGAUGCUCAAGACUUUCAACUACAUCAUUUAUAUUUUCUCAUAACAGGAGUGAUGUGAAUGAGACCUGUCCACUCUGUCGUGAUAAGAUUCAUGGGAAAAAAGAUCUCUGGGAAAUGCCUGAGAGACCAAGUGACAAUGAGAUUGGGCAGUUUGUCUUAGGAAUGGCUGAGGGGGCAGGUGCCCCCACUUGAAUGGUGUGCAUCUGUUCUAGUUGGGUUGGAAAAAAAUAGAAAAAAAAAAGAGUGAAUAUAAACAAAAACAAAAUUAAAAUUUAAUUGACGUCAGGGUGCACUGCCAUUUCAGUGGUUGCAACAUACCAUAGGGACAAGUGUUAGCAACAAUUAGUUUCUUGUGAUGCAGAUAAUAAUUAUUUUAUGAAAAUCUAUGUGCCUUUUUAAGUAUAUUGUGUCUGAGGCAAGUAGUUCACAUUCAAAGACUUUCUUAUUUUGACAAUUGAUUGCUGACUGAGAUGACCUGCUUCUACAGUACAUGCUUAAUCAAAUGAACAUACCUGGAGUG